Molecule: messenger RNA, 3455 nt
Organism: Labrus mixtus (cuckoo wrasse)
Lineage: Eukaryota; Metazoa; Chordata; Actinopteri; Labriformes; Labridae
Product: UPF0524 protein C3orf70 homolog B
Exons: 2
Coding region: 608-1483 (291 amino acids)
Source: RefSeq, a predicted model, not a curated record
ACUCUAUGAUCAAAAUCAAUAGCCCUACAAAUAGAGGGAUUCAAUCUUCAGAGAUAUUCAGAAAAUGUUGCACAUUUUUUUUGACAUAUUGCGGUUGAAUUUAGGAGUAUUUCUGAAAUCCAGACUCCGCGUUGUAAGAUUCUUUAGAUGCAUCGAUGGGAGCCUGGCUGUAUUUUUGAAGUGCGCAGAACAGCUGGCUUUGUGUGUGUGUGGAGUGGACUCCUCCCGUUGUGUGAUGAAGUUCAGAUGCGCGCCGUUGUUCCGUACGCGCGUCACCAGAGGAGCUUCCCGACGCGAGGGGAGGAUGGAGAGUUGUGUGGAUCACGACCAUGGGAGGCUUUAAAUCUACCACUAGACCUCGAUAAUUGACGGUUUUCUACUUUUGCAGGAUAUGUUUCCACCUUUUGUAUGAGCAGGAACCUGGUUGCUCCGGAUUCAGACAUCCAGUACGGCGUUUCGCGACUCAUCCUCAGUUGAAAAGCUUCUUGGGCUUCGUGGACCGUAAAACCUCGACUCGGUCCCUCACGGUUAUGCUUUAGUAUACUCGGGUGGAGCUGUGUGUGGGGGGUAUUCUUUUUUUUUUUUGUACUAUCCAGGAAAUGUUGGCAUGGCCGCCUCAGGAGCACAGAAGUGUCCGAAGAGUGAGAAGUUGGACGAGGCGCAGGCUUUGGCCAAGAGCUGCGCGGGGAGACCAGACUUCCUGCCUUGUGAUGGACUCUCCAUCUGCGCGACGCACAGCCACGGGAAGUGCUUCAAGCUGCACUGGUGCUGCCACUUGGGCUGGUGUCACUGCAAAUACGUGUACCAGCCCAUGACCAAUGUGUGCAAGCUGCCCAGCACAGCCGUGCCUCCUGUUGAAACAGAGUACAGUAACACCAUGGACCUGUCCGUCUCUCUGGCCGAGCGCUUCCUGAAGCUCGCCCCCUGCUUCCAGUCGCCCCCUUACCUGGAGUCGCCCAAGUACUGCGUCAUCGCCGAUCUCUUUGUGGACGACUACAUCGUUAAACGCAUUAACGGAAAGAUGUGCUACGUUCAGCGCCCACCUCCUCCCUUACCAGAGCCACCUCAUGCUCCUACCCCUCCCCCACCUGCUCCUGCUACACCUCAGAGGCCCAAAAAUCCAUCUUCUCAGCCUCGACAAGCAGUGAAGAAUGCACCGCCUACCCCUCACACACCUACACCCCUGCAGCCGGUCCAGCAGGUGUACAGUGAACACAAACACCGGUCUCCUGUGGAUAAGAUCAAAGGCCCCAAAAUGGACCACUGCUCCUCUCCGUCCAGCUCCGAGGACUCUGGCAUCAACGCGUUGGGUCUGCACUACCUGGAGUCCUGCGAGGAGGAGAGCGACGAGGAGGAGGACGAGGAGCUGAGCACGGACGGGAACUCCAGCCCUGGAAGCCUUUGGGACCAGGACGAGUGCUCUCUGCUCUCCCCCUCCAAGUCUAUGAUAGAGAUCAUCGAAAAGAUCGAAACAACUGUGUAACAGAUGCAACAUCGACAUGGACACCAGCUGGGAAGCAGCACGACGUAACUCAGAAUGAUUUUAUUGAGGAUGAUUCCUGCGGAUGGCCAAGGACUGUACUGCCUGCACUCAAACAUGGCCUCUCCUCUUCUCAACCAACCCCGCAAGGAGUUAAUUUCUUAAAACAAGGAAGCACAGGAUUAAAAAGCACAUGCACAGUGGACCAAAUAGACCUCUUGUACAUGGUAAUUACACAGUAUAUAACCUAAAAUACAAAAGGAAUCUAUCAUAGGCACACUAACAUCACAUUCUGAGACUUCUCUCCAGGCAUACAUUACAGGAGCUAAAAGUACGUUUGGUGAUGAUAAUGAGGGGUUCCUUGUGUUUUCCAGUCAUCAAUCUGGCAUUCAGACUUUAUUCUAAUUCAACCUUUAAGCGGCAGAGAAAGCUUACCAUUUUCACUCUCUCUCUGGCUGGUGGCUCCGCCCACACCUAUUAGUAUUUCUGACACUUCAGUGUAAUAACUACAAGGCCAGCUACCCUUCACGGGGGCCUAAAGCACACAUCAGCCGUUUUACCCGUUAAUUACUCAGCUCAGAGCGGCAGGAAAAACAGUUGCUUUUUAUCACGUUAUUAUAAAAGAUUCCAGGCCCACAGUUAGUCUGCACUUUACUGACACUAACACAAGCAGUAGGUAGGUAGGUCAGUGUUUGACAAUCAAGGAUUACACAAAAAGCACAUUCCCAUGCUGUACCUGCCAGUGAGGACCAAGGAUGUUCUUAAACCAUUCAUCAGACUUUAACACAUUGUUCUGACAAACCUUUCAGGUCUCACUGCACUGAACUGCAGUGCUGUUCGAGGUUAAAUGAGGCGUUAAACAAAACAUGCCUCCUUAUGACCUCUAUUAGCAGAAAUUAAAUAGCAUGGACACGUCUCUGGCAGAGCUACAGUGACAAAAGUAGUCACAGCAGAAACUUGUAGGACACCUAGGGAAGAGGGGAUAUUCCUUAUAUAUAUAUAUAUAUAUAUAUAUAUAUAUAUAUAUAUAUAUAUAUAUAUAUAUAUAUACAUAUAUAUGUAUAUAUAUAUAUAUAUAUAUAUAUGUAUAUAUAUAUAUAUAUAUAUAUAUAUAUAUAUAUAUAUAUAUAUAUAUAUAUAUAUAUAUAUAUAUAUAUAUAUAUAUAUAUAUAUAUAUAUAUAUACAUAUAUAUAUAUAUUUAUAUAUAUAUAUAUAUAUGUAUAUAUAUAUAUAAUUAUAAACUUUAACAAUAAAAGAAACUGCAUUGUUAUUGGCAUUUGGGGUUUGACAGUGAAAUGUUGUGUUUCCAGCUGGAUGGGGAGGGAGUCUGGGAAAGGUGAGCAGGUUAGGAUAGAUUAGUACGUCACAGUUUUUUGUGCUUUGGGGCAGAAAAAUGUCACUUAAUGCACUUUUAAAAUGAGAUUACAGUAUGGAAUAGGAUGCUGAAUAGGUGUUGUGAUGUUGUGAUGGACAUGAUGUUAGAAGAAAUGCACUCAAUUAUGAUAUAUGUGGGACAGCCCCUUUAUAGUCAGUUAGUAAAAUGAAGAUGGGCUAUAUAGGGUUAUAUUUGUUUUUUGCUUUUUAUGUUGAAAGAGUUGUUUUCCAGGGGAGUUAUCUGCCAAAAUCACAGAAAUAUUCACAAUUAUUAUCGCUACCCAAGCUACACUAAAUGUUAAAAUAAAAAAAGGAAUUUUGCAUGACUGCAUUUAUUUGCAGAAGUCCCUUAUGUCAAAGACCGAUUUAACGUAAUUGGCUGCUCAAAGAGUGGACAAAUUGUGCAUCAGUUCAUCAGAUGGAAUAACUUUUAUUCAGGGACUGCCCUCGACAUUACAUUGAACACAGUCCCUCCUAAUGCAGCUUAAAAAAAUGUCUUAUGUUCUCAUUAUUGUUAUAUUAUUUUCAUAUGAAUAAAUCUCAAUGAAACAUUUUUUUCCAUCCUCAUUUUGUCCCUUUGAAAUGUGUGGGCAUGCUUUU